CGACUGUGUAGGCAACGGUCCCGCUGCUGAGGAAGACAUCAACCAUGGCCACGGAGAGCUCCUUGCACUAGAUUACCUGAAUCUAUUUCUACUUCACUCGUAAAAUGAAUUUGGAAUCGCUCGCCAUUUCAGCAUCCUCUCCCUGCACUUCAUUCGGGCAACUCUACGGUACCCUGUUCUACCUGCGCCAUGGCCGAGGAGGCCUUCACCAAAGAGCAGAUACUCCAGCAUCUCGCUUCUCGUCCACGGUGGCUCAUCGAAGGCGUUAUCACGAUCAACAACAAAGAGAAACCAGUGUUCAGCAAGUUACGACCCCGCAACUCAUCGUCGAUAGGAGCUCUUCACUGCUUGCCCCUCGAACUUCUGCACGAGAUUCUUGGCUACCUAGACCUCCAGUCCUUGUUACGCAUCUCACUUGUGUCUAGGCAUGGACAUGCAAUCGUGGAACCCCUGCCUGCGUUCAGACACCUCCUCUCAUCCGCUGGGCACGUCUUUCGCACCUUGACAAAAACCAAGGUGAUCGGGCUCCAUUCCGUCUAUACACUCAACUCCAUUCUUCGUUCGGAUCGAUGCGUUUCUUGUGGAUUUUAUGGCCCCUUCCUAUCGCUUCCCACAGCGGAGAGAUGCUGCCACGUGUGCCUAUUUGAAAACCGAUCCCUUUGGAUGAUCACCCUCGAGAGGGCUCGUGAUAUCUUCGUACUCUCCAGGAAAGACAUGAAGACGUUGCCUGUCAUGCUAAGUGUUCCUGGCCAUUACCAUAUUCGUUUUGAAACCUCACGGAAGCGUCAAUUCAGUCUUACGAGCAUUAGAGCUGUAAAAGCUCUGGCGCUCAAAGUCCACGGUUCAUACGACGCUUUGUCUGCGGCAUUUGCUGCAAAACAUCAGGCUUUAGCGGUUAAGUCGGUCCCGCUCAAGACUCUUCAGAGAUAUUCGCAGGUCCAAGAAGCGCCUUUACAACAGCUUUCGCAAGACCCCAUAACAUUCCGAUCGACGGCAAACGUUGUGAUUGACAAGUUUUGUGGCAUGGGCACCAUCCCCUUCCCUUCAAUCUCCGAGAGCGGCGUCGAGAACGGAAUAUGGUGUCGAGGGUGUGAACUAACAUCCAAUAGUCUCUGGCGGAGGCAGGAUUUUACUUCGCGUAUAAGUCUUACAGUCAGUGAGCCCGAUAGGUUCUGUCGGGGACUGGCAUAUCGUACACACUCAGAGGCAGAAUUUCUUGAGCAUGCAAAACACUGCUACUCUGCGAGUGAGGUCAUCAUGCAGAAGCUUCUCUAGGAAAUGAGGUGACUUAUUAUGUUGCCAGUACCGAGAAAUAUGAUUCUUCAUUGCCAGACUACCUGUUCUAUAAAUUUCUCAGAAAUAAUGGAACCUCUUCCCUGCAAA
Messenger RNA from Aaosphaeria arxii CBS 175.79, 1383 nucleotides. Its product is annotated as F-box domain-containing protein. NCBI's taxonomy places the organism in Eukaryota, Fungi, Ascomycota, Dothideomycetes, Pleosporales. The transcript has a single exon. The record is from RefSeq and is a predicted model, not a curated record. Gene Ontology annotation, molecular function: protein binding. The coding region runs from base 190 to 1275 and encodes 361 amino acids.